This is a messenger RNA of Bradysia coprophila, 3759 nucleotides long. It is a transcript of the gene aop, whose product is annotated as ETS variant transcription factor anterior open. Gene Ontology annotation, molecular function: sequence-specific DNA binding; DNA-binding transcription factor activity, RNA polymerase II-specific. The record is from RefSeq and is a predicted model, not a curated record. Gene Ontology annotation, cellular component: nucleus. Gene Ontology annotation, biological process: cell differentiation; regulation of transcription by RNA polymerase II. Lineage: Eukaryota; Metazoa; Arthropoda; Insecta; Diptera; Sciaridae.
AUGCCGAUUUCUGUGCCUUUCCGUGUUUAUUUUCACUCGCAUUGAGUUUAGUAGUCGAUGGUUCUUUCGUCGACGUACAAUGUAAAGACAUUUUUUUCCGUAAAAACGGUUUUAACAGACGAGGAAGAGGAAACGCGCCCGAAACAGUAGUUUUAUAUUUUGAUAUUUAACACAAAAUUAAGUUCAAGCCGAAACGAAAACGGGAAAAAUGAAAAUUAUUGAAAGUGAAGAGUUUAAUUGGUUUUGAUUGAAAACUUUUUAAUUUUUCGGAUUAAUUUUUUUUUGCCGUCGAACAAAAGUGACUGAAUUUCGUAAAUUAUUUUCAGUUCAGUUUGAUUUUGUAGGAAUAUAAUUUCUUACAAUAUUGUUGAAUAUUAUACGUAUAAUAGAUUGAGUGACAUGAGUUAUAAACAGGAAAAAUCGUACAAUGUACUCUGAAGAACACAAUCUUACAAAUGAAAACUGAUUCAGUGAUUGAAUAAAAAAUAGUGUGCGGAUUUAAAAAGCAACCAUCGAAGUGCAUUUACCUCGUUCAAUUAAAAAAAAGAAAGACGAAGAACAACCGUCAAUUUUAUAAACUGUUUUGCAAAUAUUUUCAAAUUUUUGUUGACACAUUAAAGACCCCAACACAUUUGAUAUUGCAACAUUAAUUCAUUCAAAAGUGCAAGUGUAUCCAUUUGGAAGUUCAUAUUAAUCUGGCAUUUAUAAAUUAAAAAGAAUUCAACAAUUCAACAGUGUGCCGACGUUCCAAAACUGACUUUUUUCGCUGAUUCCGUACAUACAAAUACCGAAUAUACCGUUAAACAGCCAAGGCAAGGUUCUUUUCGUGGAUUUAAUUAUUUUCAUUAUCAACAGCAAAAAAAGUGUUUUGUAAAUAAAUUUUGUUGUUGUUGCAUUGUCGUGAACUGAACUGUUAGCAAAAGCAGCGAGACCAGAAACUAUUUUAAUCCGCCCAACAGAAAAGUUCAAUGGUUUUCGGAAUAAACAAAAAUUUCAUAUCAUAAAGUGACACUGCAUCAAGUAUAACAAAUUCAAGGAUUUUCUACACUGUGUCUGCUCAUAAACUAGAGCAAUUUGUCGUAAACUUGUCAUACUAACGUUGCAAUCGGUAUCAUCAACUUUCCCAUUGAAAUUAAAAGUUAAUUUUGUUGGAAAUAAAAUAUUUUCGCUUUGCAAGACACUGUGGAUUAAACCCAAAGUUGGUUCGUUUGCUGUGACAGUUUUUGUUCGAAAGAGACCAUGAAAUUAUUACCGAUACCGUUGCCGCCGAUCGGUGCACCGCCACCGAUGGGAAUAUGGGGUUCAGACUUUAUGUGGCGAUAUUCAGCACCGCACAGCCCAUUAGCCGAAAUGAAGACACAGCUACCACCACAAUUGUCACCCGAUCCACGAAUAUGGGGCCGUGAAGACGUUGCCAUCUUUCUACAGUUCUGUGAACGUGAAUUCGAUCUACCGAAAUUUGAUCUAGAACUCUUCCAAAUGAACGGCAAAGCAUUGUGUUUGUUAACAAAAAACGAUUUAGCUGAACGAAUUCCUGGCGCUGGUGACAUACUGUACAAUGUUCUUCAAAUGCUAAUUCGUGAAUCACAAAUGUUACACAAACAUCUACCGAGUAGUCCUGUAACGCCAACCAGCCGAUAUCCAUUUUCGCCACACAGUCAACCGCCAACACCAAACUGGUCGUCAUUGGCACCGCCAGACAGUCCAUUUCAUGCAGCCCACAUACAACAUUUAAUGCAAUCAAAUUCAGUUACAUUGAGUCCGGCGCCAUCAAUUGACUCGCAAGGCCGUAGUCCACCACAGCAUCAAGAUCAACAACAAGUGCAAUUUGUUGUAACUAGUCUAGGUAGCCAGUCCAAUCAAUCGGAUUCGGAUGAGGACAGUUAUUCCGAAAAGCAAGGUUCAUCUGAACAAGCCAGUCCACCAUUGACUCCAUUGAAUAAAGAAGCACCGUUGAGCUUGUCACAACAGAUUUCGAAUGUCGUCAACUCGUGGUCGGUCAAAAAUGAGAAUGGUGCCUGGUCGGCGAAAAACGAGAAUGGCGGCAGCAAUUCUGCUCCGUCAACGCCUGGUGCAUUCGCUCCGGUGAAACGAGAAUUUUUUCCGGAUACACCUGAACCAAAUACAAAUGGACGACUUUUGUGGGAUUUCUUGCAACAGCUCUUAAACGAUCCUGCCCAACGAUACAGCAAUUUUAUCGCUUGGAAAUGUCGCGACACUGGAGUCUUUAAAAUUGUAGACCCUGCUGGUCUAGCUAAGCUGUGGGGUAUCCAGAAAAAUCAUUUAUCAAUGAACUACGACAAAAUGUCGCGAGCUUUACGUUACUAUUAUCGCGUGAACAUUCUGCGAAAAGUUCAGGGUGAACGACAUUGCUACCAAUUCCUUCGAAAUCCGACUGAAUUAAAAUCAAUCAAAAACAUAUCGUUGCUGCGACAACAAACUCAACAAUCACCACAAAACGGCACUGGCAAUCAAAAUACUCUGAAACAGGAGCAACAAGGCGACAAUUACCAUCGUAAUGCAUCAGACGUGAAAUCUAUGAAGGGCAUGCAGUUUCUUCGACAACCAACUCAACAAUUAUCGCAAAACGGUGCUAGCAAUCAAAGUAAUUUGAAACAGGAGCAACAAGUAGAAAAUCAACAUCAUCAACAACAACACAUGCUCAAUCCGCUCAGCUUGUCCAACGGCAGUUUACAGCUACAACAAUCAAGAAAUACUCAAAAUCAACUACAUCUCCAUCAACUAUCGCCAUUGUCGUUACAUCAACAACAGCAACAACAAAUGCUCCAUCAAAAUCCGCCACCAUCACCGCGAGUGCUGGCCCUAAACGGAGCCUUCCAUCAGCUGACGACAUCGUCAUCACCAACGCUGAUCCCGCACCAUCAGAACGGCCAGCCGGUAACCCAUUUCAAAAUGGAACCGAACAUGGACGUAGAGGAUUUACCCACUGAUCUCAGUACAACUAGCGGCAAUAGUGAACGGAAUAAGUUCAAUGGAAAUUCAGAAUGCUUUCCAUUAAUUCGUAAUGCAAACGGUUUGACGACCAUACGGCUAAUAAAUUCUCAAAAUGGUGAAUCGUCAUCAUAUCAACAACAGUCCGAUGACGAUUACAGUUCACCGAACGAACACUCAGACAAUGCCAAAUCGGAUCAAAUGGCAACGGAUCUGAGAAAAAUGGAAUAAAAUUUAAAAAAAAAAUUAAUGGAUGUACACUGUACGUACAGAUGUCCUAAUGACAAUCAUUGUAAUAUAAUGUUAACAAACAAACAGUUUUUUUUACGAAAAGGUACCUUGCAUUUAUAUAAUCAAAUGAAAAUUAGCCGGAGCAAGAGUCGCGCGUAAUUGUUGUUUUAAUUGGGCGUGUUGUUGGUCGUGAAGUGAUUUUUGUGAUCGAAUUAUAUACCGUUCUGUGUGCUGCUCCUAUUUUGAUACAAUCACAAAAAUCGUUUCGAUUGGACCGGAAGUGUGAAAUAUUUUUGAGAAAAAAAAAAUGGAAAAAAUUGUAAAUUUUUUGACGAUAAACUGAACAAUAACAAUGUGCCAAGUAAAGUAAACACAGUUUUACGUAUGAUAAAUAAAAAUACAAAUAAAAAAGAAAAUUUGGAUUAAAUUGUAGUGUAAAGGUCUCUACCGAACUUUAGAAAAAUAGAUUGCCCAAGAUAUGUUGUACAUAAGGUUAUAGAAAACAAAAUAUUGAAAAUUAAUCGAUACAAUGAAACAAAAGAGACUUUAAAAGUAAAAAAAUAAAUAAAAUAAAAU